Aspergillus homomorphus CBS 101889 is the source of this 729-nucleotide messenger RNA. RefSeq names its product cytochrome oxidase biogenesis protein, Cox20 subunit. The coding region runs from base 73 to 684 and encodes 203 amino acids. The record is from RefSeq and is a predicted model, not a curated record. NCBI's taxonomy places the organism in Eukaryota, Fungi, Ascomycota, Eurotiomycetes, Eurotiales, Aspergillaceae. The transcript has 2 exons. Gene Ontology annotation, cellular component: mitochondrial inner membrane; mitochondrion. Gene Ontology annotation, biological process: mitochondrial respiratory chain complex IV assembly.
GUUCUGGCCGCGACAUCUCGAGAGUCGAUUGUUGCUAUAUCACAAAGCGGAGUAUAGAGAAUAUUUCACAUCAUGGCCGACGAUACGCGGGGCGCCACCACAUCUGCUCCCGAGCAAAGGAAUCCAGAAUCGCCGAACACCACAUCCGAGUUUACGUCGCAAAAAAAGUUGAAGCAUGAGAUCCCUCAAUCACAAGUCGGAAAGCUAUGGGACGCAUUUGGAAACCCUGAGGAGCCUGUCAACAUGCUCCCAUCUGCUGGUGUCAAGUCCGGAAAGAAGCAUGCUGACAUCACUGUCACCGAAGCUAUGAAGUCGAUGUCACUGGAGAAUGCUUCGUCUUUUUACAAAGCACCUUGUGCCCGGGAUUCGUUGCUCAUCGGAAUCGGAGCCGGGUUCGGUAUCGGUGGAGUGAGGGGUGUCAUUGGAGGGUUACCCAAGAUCUGGACCGCCUGCAAUUGGGCCGUCGGUGCGUUUGCCAUUACUUCCCUCGCAGCACAUGAGAUCUGCCAGCGACGUCGAGUGCAGGAGUUGGACGGCAUGAAACAGGCUGUCGAGCUUAUGAAAGAGCUCAAGCUCAAGAAGCAGCGUGAGAAGGAACAGAAGGAAAAAGAGGUCGCCCGUCUCGCGGAAGCAGAGAGGCAACGGAAGAGUUGGACCAACCUUUCCAACUAUAAGUUCUGGUAGAUUCAUUAGUCCAUUGCGCGGAGUCUUGGAGUAUGUUUUCAGGAU